UCGGCUCCGCCGCAGCGGCUGCGGCCGGGAGGGGGGCGCCGCGGCACGGGAGGAGACCCGCGUCGCCGGCCGAGCCUCUGCCGACCCCAGGGAGCUUGCGGAGGUAGAGGCUGCAUGGCCGCUGUGCCCCGAAAGCGGCGUCGCCCUGACGUGGCCGGCCGCCCCGCUGCAGCCGCACCCGGAGGCGGGAGGGAGCCGCAGCCUCAACCAGCUGCGCACCCCAAAGCAACCGCGCGCGGAGCCGGGAGGGUCCUCAACCCCAAAGUGGCUGCGCUAUGAACCAGGAGGCGCUUGCACCCUGAACGUGCUGCAUUCCCUGAUCUGCGGUGGCCUAACCAGGAGAGACCUGUGCCCCGAAGCAUACUCGCGCCCUGAGCUACUGCACCCUAAAGCAGGAGGGUGCUGUGCCUCAAGGCGUCCCUUGCCUGGUCUGGCCGCACCACAUCGCAAUGGAUAACGUUGUGCCGCUGGAAGCAGAGCUGAAGCACCAGCGGCUGUUCAACACCACGCUGAAUGAUUCUUUUGCCAACCAGUUCAUUCAGCCCCCGUGGCAGGUGGCUCUGUGGGCUGUUGCCUACACCCUCAUCGUGGUGGUGUCAGUGGUGGGGAACGUGGUGGUGAUGUGGAUCAUCCUGGCUCACAAGAGGAUGCGCACUGUCACCAACUACUUCUUGGUGAACCUGGCUUUUGCUGAAGCCUCCAUGUCUGCCUUCAACACAGUGGUGAAUUUCACCUACGCCAUCCACAAUGAGUGGUACUACGGUCUGCUAUACUGCAAGUUUCACAACUUCUUCCCCAUUGCUGCUGUCUUUGCCAGCAUCUACUCCAUGACAGCCAUUGCCCUGGACAGGUACAUGGCUAUCAUCCACCCACUGCAACCCCGGCUCUCAGCCACUGCCACCAAGGUGGUCAUUGGUGUCAUCUGGCUCCUGGCAUUCCUGCUGGCCUUCCCCCAGGGUUACUACUCAGUGAUGGAGAAGCUGCCAGGCCGGCUGGUGUGUCUGGUGGCAUGGCCAGAGCACAGCACCGAUGUGUAUGGAAAAACGUAUCACUUCUGCAUGACCGUCCUGAUCUACUUUUUGCCGCUCCUGGUGAUAGGGUGCGCCUACACUGUGGUCAGCAUCACCCUCUGGGCAAGCGAGAUACCUGGUGACUCCUCAGACCGCUACCAUGAGCAGGUCUCGGCUAAGCGGAAGGUGGUGAAGAUGAUGAUUAUCGUGGUGUGCACAUUCGCACUCUGCUGGCUACCCUACCACAUCUACUUCACCCUGCAGUAUUUCAACCGCGAGUGGUACCUGCAGAAGUUCAUUCAGCAGGUCUACCUGGCUAUCAUGUGGCUGGCCAUGAGCUCCACCAUGUACAACCCCAUCAUCUACUGCUGCCUCAAUGACAGGUUUCGUGUAGGCUUCAAGCAUGCAUUUCGAUGGUGCCCAUUUGUCAGCGCUGGUGAGUACGAGGGCCUGGAAAUGAAGUCAGCCAGGUACCUGCAGACACAGAGCAGCAUGUACAAGGUCAGCCGGAUAGAGACCACCGUAUCCUUAGCGGUUGGUGCAGCUGAGGAGGAGCUGGAGGAGAGCAACAAGGCCAAACGUCUCUCUGUAGACAUGACCUCCAAUGGCUCCUCCCGCAGUGACUCCAAAACUGUGUCCGAAAGCUUCAGCUUCUACUCCAACACACUCACCUAAUCAGCUCCCAGGCUCCAUCAGGCACCCAUGAGAGUCCUGCCAUACACUUUCCCUCACUGGGAUGCUCCAGCGCUUGAUCCAACCAGCAUCAUCACCCUGUUUUGCAGCGUGCCGGCUUUUCUGUGUUGUUUUAUCGCCUCUUGCUGUGCUGUUCACUCACCUGCUGUCCUCGGGUGAACCUGAGGGCAAAAGCUUUGGACUGGUCUCAUGUGCUCCAUUAUGGCUCAUGUCCAAAUGUAAAGAAGGGUUUUCUGGCCUCCACCUUGCUUGCUGCCUGUCCAACCUGCCUUGUGCUGGGUGGGUGGGUAGGAUGCAGAAAUGGAACAUAGCUGGGGGUUUCUCCUAAACCAUAAGUACAAUGCUGGCAGGCAUUUCCUUGCUCUGUGCAAGGCAGCAGGUGUCUCCCAGUGCAUUCAGCCUCCACAGAAAAAUGAACCAGUAUUUCCUGUUCCUACCUUUAAUUUAAUUCUGUCAUUCCUGGUUGAGUAUCCAUAGGGAUAUUCAAUACAAAAAUCCAGCAAAAAUGCUGUUUUCAGCUUCAGGAGUUUGUAUAUCCAAGGUGUACCCUCAGCCACUCAGUGCUUUGUCUCAGAGCCUGGUGUUUUUGCACCAGUCUCAAAUCAUCUCCAGUACCUGCAUUCCUCUGCAUGAUGCUAUUCUGCAGAACACCACUCCACGACACAGCUUUGCAUCAAAACAGGGCACUUGAAAGGGAUUCAGAACUAAGCCAGACUUUGGUUGCCACUAAUCAACCAUAUGUGCCAAAAUCAAUCACUGUGAUUUCCUAAAAGGCCCAAGGAGGUGUGCCUUGCAUAGAUUUUGGAAGCCUGUGGAGGUCUAGAGAAGAAUUGACUGAAUGUACUGAAAAGUUUUUCACAGCUUGGAAAUAUCUAGAGCCAACCAGAAAGGGGCACAACAUAAAAAGUUUGAAGAGUGACAUGAUUUUUUUUUACUCAAAGGAAGGUUGAAAUGAUUCACUUUCACUUCCUUGGAUUUUUUUGUUUUAUCAGGAAAAAUUUUAUUUUUUCCUCCCCCUACCUUGCGCAUAAAACAUUAAGUUUAUGAUGUGUAACUAGGAUAUAUUUUAUGUUUUAGUCCUGUUAAGAUGGUGCAAUAUUUCACUGGAGCUGUUCACAUCAAGGGCUCCUUUGGUCAGUAAAUGUAUGUAUGAAGAUACACUCAA
Molecule: messenger RNA, 2868 nt
Organism: Cygnus olor (mute swan)
Lineage: Eukaryota; Metazoa; Chordata; Aves; Anseriformes; Anatidae
Gene: TACR1
Product: tachykinin receptor 1
Exons: 5
Coding region: 450-1685 (411 amino acids)
Biological process (GO): G protein-coupled receptor signaling pathway; positive regulation of flagellated sperm motility
Cellular component (GO): sperm midpiece; plasma membrane
Molecular function (GO): substance P receptor activity
Source: RefSeq, a predicted model, not a curated record